Petromyzon marinus (sea lamprey) is the source of this 3249-nucleotide messenger RNA. The record is from RefSeq and is a predicted model, not a curated record. NCBI's taxonomy places the organism in Eukaryota, Metazoa, Chordata, Hyperoartia, Petromyzontiformes, Petromyzontidae.
GACUAUACUUUAUUUCCACAGACGUAUUUUCUGUAUUUGUACUACAAAUAAUUUCAGCAUGUGAUAUCCUCGAUCAUGAUGUUUUCAAAUGAUCACAAUAGGCUGUGGUAGAUAUUGACACCUGGUCACUAAAAGUAAAUUUUGUCUCAUCAUCUACUUAGUGUGAAAUGAAGUUACGUUAGAGUACAAGAUGUUUCAAAUGAUUAUUAUAAUGGAAUCUUUGUUCAGGAAAUUAGAAUACAUUUAGAAUAUAAUGGAUAUGGUCAGGACAAAUUUGCAUAUGGCACUUAUUCGUGCUAGAGUGUGCUGGAAAAAUCACAGCUUCUCGGUAUCCUUGCUAAUUGCCAUGUGUAUUCCGUUGAGACGCCUACAAAAAUAACUAUAAAGGCAGAGUUAUUUUUAACCAGUUACCUAAAAUACACUUGAGGUAGUUUUGCAUAAAAAUCUAAUUGAAGAACUGCUGAAAACACGUCGUGUUAUAUUAUUCUUUACAACUCUUGUUUAACACUUUACAACUCGGGUUGAAAGCGUUCAUGCAUUAGCUCUAUCCGUCUCUCGGGCUGUGUGUUUGUUGGCAAGAUACGGGCAUGAUAACUCGUAGUAUUAUCCAUACUAUUCAUAUUUAAAACUGGACAAAUUGAUCCAAGCCUUUCUCAAAAGCCGGCGAUAUUCAUUCGUUGCAAAUAAAAACCUGUGUAGGACAAACGCAUGUUGAAAGCAUUGCAGAAUUCACGCAUAUACAUGUCUUCCUUGUUUUAAAAUCCAUGUCACAUUCUGAAUUGCGCAGCCUGUCCAUAGUUGUUACUUGCAGCAGGCGCCAUUCAUCGCUGCCACCGCCACUAAUCAGAUUGAGUUGCGAAUGUGCGAUGCGCUGAGUUGAUUUUACUCCCGUAAACGCUCGGCUAGCAUAACCACCCACGCUCCCCAUCUGUUCGCUCAAUGUGCUCCCGCCCACCCUCGCGAAACUGCCGUUAAACCUGACCUAUAAAAUGUGAUUAUCACUUCGCAGACGAGGAGCGAAUGUGUGCCCGGGGUUCGGCUGCGACCAGGAACUGGUGCCAGCGCCUGCGGCUCGGGAGACCCAAAUCAGAUAAGUUGCCGAGCUGGGCUAAGGUGGUCGUUCCUCGGAUUUUUUAUAUCACGGAGAAGGCAUGGAACUACUACCCAUACACGAUCACAGAAUAUACGUGCUCUUUCCUUCCCAAGUUCUCCAUUUACAUUAAAACAAAGUACGAAGACAAUAAUGGAUCGAACGAUCACAUAUUCUCUGAUGAACAAAACAAUGCCGACAAGGAAGUUUGCUCGUUGGAUAUUGCCUAUGAUGAAAUCCCGGAGAGAUAUUUCAAAGAGUCGGAGGACCUACGGGGGUUCAUGUCGACGCGCACGGCCCGCGGGCCGCUGCUGGAGGGCUGGCGGGAUGACACGACGCCCGUCAUGUGCUCCUACAAGCUGGUCACCGUCAAGUUCGAAGUGUGGGGGCUCCAGACUCGAGUCGAGCAGUUUGUUCACAAGGCCAUCAGGGAUGUGCUCCUGACCGGACACAGGCAGGCCUUCGCAUGGGUGGACGAGUGGUAUGGAAUGACGAUGGAGGAGGUGCGGGAGUAUGAGCGCAACACGCAGGAGGCGACCAACAAGAAGCUGGGCAUCCUGCCACCUGUCAUUCUCAUCUGCGAGCCGGCCGUGCAGCCCGUCACACGCAGCGCGCCACCCAGCGCCCCCUCUACGCCCAUCACCUCCGAGCCGCCCGACUUCCUGGGGCCGCCCAAGGAGCGCCAGCGCAAGACGUCGGCGCCUGAGACGCUCACACUGCCGCAAAGUCACUGCCGUCCGAGCAGCCUACCCUGACCGAGCCUCGACAACUGACUCGGCAAACUGAGGACCACCGCCCACCACCCUCUUGCGGUGCGGCAGUAUUUCUCAUCCGAAGAAACUCUCGCUUUGUAAAUGGGGCCCAGCAGAAAAGAACACAAUGCCAAAAACACAACCUUCCUGCCCACCAUGACUCUGCUGCUUCUUGUAUCUGAGGCAGAUUGGCGCCAGGAGAGGAUGUUUUUUCUGCGGUUCACACCCAGCAGCAUCACCACCUUCGCUGUAACACUCAAAUGAGCAUCACCACUGACUGAAUGUGGACUGCCUCCACUUCCUGGGGAUAUUCACAGAUAAUACACACACACGUACACUGGUGCCAAUGGCCCGUGGCCUCAUAACUCAAUAUAGCCACGCACACGUAGUUGCACAAGUUAGAUGUUUUAGAUUAAGUUUGGUGGGAUGUCUGAGGUAUUUUUAUGGUCAAAUGUAGAAGUUGCAAUGUGCUUUUGUUGCCAUAAUUUAUCCUGGAGUAUGCCAAAAGUGGCCAAAAAAGAGGUACUUGCACUUUUGCUUCAACAGAAAGGAUUUGUAAAUUCAUAUUUUUUUACAUUGGAAAGUUAUAUUCAUAAAUCUGAGUUUCCAUUGCACUGUUUGGCUCAAACAACUGAUGUUUAUUCGAUGCAAAUUUGGAAAAUGAACAAGAAUAAAAUGUAAAAUGGGAGUAGGAUAUAAAAUGUACACAUUUAUUAAUUAUUUUGUCAAAUAAUGCACAAUAAUAAACUCGGCUUUAUAAAGCGCCAGCCAUUCAAAUUAAGAAUCUCAAAUAUAAAUAUUUAAAUAAAAUAAUGUCAUGGCAGAAACUCUAAUCAGAAUGCCACUGGAAAAUCAAUGUGUAAAUCACAGUACACAUCACGCAGUAGCAGCUCUGUAGGUUGCCAUGAUUGUGCUGAAUAGUUCUCCGAUAUGUUUUCGGGUCGUACUGUGCAUUGUUUGGUACAAUGUCUAACGUUUUGCUCCCAGCACGUGGAGUCAAACUUUGGACAUGUAUGUUUAACUUCUUUCGCGCACCAUACAUCCAUUCGUGUUGAUCGUACAUCAUAUUGUACAAUGCAAAGAAUAACCCGAAGACACAUCCAAGAGGCAAGUUAUUCAACUCAAGCAAAUACUUUCUGAUGAAAAUAAGUCACGUUAUUUACCCUCCUUAUUCAUAACAAUCCAGAAUGAGGGGCAGUCAAAAACAUUUGAGAGCGAUUUGAUAUAAAACAAAAGUUACACCAUCCCAGUGUUGAGCUUCUAGUCAUAUCAUCGAAUAAAUAAAUGUUAGAAGUGAUUGUUUUAAACAUUACAGCAAAGUGUUCAUUGUCGGUUUGUGACUGCCUUUAGAAUAUUUUUCUUAAUCCUGUAUAUAUUUAUACUGUAAUAUGUAUAAUUACAGUAUAA